Molecule: messenger RNA, 3608 nt
Organism: Biomphalaria glabrata
Lineage: Eukaryota; Metazoa; Mollusca; Gastropoda; Planorbidae
Exons: 2
Coding region: 115-870 (251 amino acids)
Source: RefSeq, a predicted model, not a curated record
CAAUCAGCUAGCGUACUUUGGCUGACAUUUACUGUGUUGGGGCAUCUACACACUGCACUGUUUGGUUGAACUAGUCUAUUUAUAGUACAGGUCACAUUUCUAUUUGUUUUCAAAAUGGAUCCUUCACAAAAUUCGUUGAAAGCGUCUUUAAAGUCUCUACUAACUGAACUAGAAAGCAUUAAGAAUAAGCCAACGAACAAGCAAGUAUAUAUUCAACGAAUCAGUGACGUGGAAGGGAAAUUUCACAGAUUUCACGAGGAAGUGACACCCAAACCUGUCUUAAGUGAACUGUACACUUGUGUUGGGAGAAUGAGAUUUUAUGAUGAAAUGUUAGCUAUUUACUUUGAAAUUUUAGACAAUGACAAAGUGCAGCGUUUAUGGCCUGCUAAAGCGACAUGGAAAGUGGAACUGGUUGAUGAUGAUGAUAACAGCGUUGACCCAUUUCCUUUAGGUGAAGCCAGUUGUCUAUUUAACAAACCAAGACAAGGAUUCACUUCACACCCCACUGACUGGAUUUCCAUUAGGUACAACGACAUCCGACAAUCAAGACUCAUUGGUGCAGAUAAUUCAAUAACAAUUAAAUGGACAGUGCUAGUUGAACCAGUGCUGCAAAAUAUUUAUUUGGAAGAAUUUGAACAGCUUUUAAUCAACGCUGAACGAUAUUUUGACUUUUUUAAUGGCGGAGAAAUUAGUCAAAUCAAGGAAAGUUUGGCUGAGAUAAAAAAUAAAAGUGAAGAACAUGAGCGAAAAAUUUCCGAUUUGCAAAAUCUCUUACCGGAAAUUCAAGAAAAACUGAACGUCAUAGAAAAUAAACAGGACUCCAUAGAUGGUCAAUUUAAAACUAUUAUUUGUAAGCUGAAACAAAACUAAUAAAAAAGAGGAGUAGCAAUUUAUGUUAACUUUGCGACAAUUCAUGGAUAUGUUUUGAACUCUGUAAUAUAAACUAAAUUAGACUAAUAUUUAGAAUGGUAUUUGGUUUAUUUGUCAAAUGACUUGGACACUUUACUCUGCCUUAGUGGAUCUUAGAAUUUUAACAAGCUUAUUCUCAAUGGUUUAUAGAGGACUUUCUCCUAGCCUGGAUACAUUCCAAGGCUUCAGCCACUUACAAGCAGCUUCACGAGGGACAAAAAGGGCAAAUCAGACUCAAUGCUGGCCCAUCUCCUCACUUGUCACUAGAGAAUAGGUUUCUGUCGCUUCUUUUGGUUAAUAAAUAAACCUCGAAAAAAACAAGAAGUUAUGAUUCAGAUUUCUCCUAAUAGGUUUACUUAGUCCGACAGAUCUAGGUCACCCCUCAACAUGGUAGACCACUUUACAUUUCUAUCAAUAAUACUAUAUAGUGACGCAUCAAGACAAGCUGAUUACUGUCUUGCCAAAGCAAGUAGCGCUUUUGACGUCUCCUGACGAGAGUAUGGUGGAAUAGAUCUCUCCGCCUGCUUUUAAAAGAUCAGUGACUAUCAAGCAGUGAUUCUCUCAUCGCCUUUACGGAAGACAGCUUAAGCUUUUAUAACGCUUCCCAAAGGUGUCUGUGCUCAAGGCAUAUGAUGUGAAGACCACACUACAAAUAUCGAUGCUAGAAUAAGCAGUGCUGACUGCUUAUUGUUCAACAGCUACGCUUGGAACAGCACCCCCUCCCCUCAAAAAAAAUUUCUAGCUUAGGCGCCAUCUUGCUUUGACUUGACAUAGAAGGGAGCAGCAGGCGGCUUCUAAACGAGACAGCUUGGGAUUUCUUACAAAUGCUGCGGGAUAUGCAUGGGGCCAAAAGGAAAUGUAGGCCUACUGCCGAGGAGAAACGUAGACGGCGAAGAGAGAAGCUGAACUGGCAAACAAUAACUACGUCUGCACUGCAUGUGGCAAAACAUGCACUCCGCUAAAACUGGACUCCUUAAUAUUGGGACUCGAAGGAAAGCCUGAAAAAAAAUUAUUAUAAUUGUUACUAUUAUUAUUUAUCUUUUUUAGUCAAUUUCUAAUGUUUAAUACUUAAAAACAUUGUUACUUUCUUUUGUAGAAGAGGACAUAUUUUUUUUAUUUAUUUAUAAUGUAAAAAUGUAAAUGAUCUUAAAAUAUGAGAGAGUAUGAAUGAUACCAGGAGCGGACAGGUUAUAUAGGCAUUCGGGCAAAUGACCGAUGGGCUGGUACCCUAAUGGACCAGUAAGACCACAGUAAUUAUCUUCUUUUUUAAGUCACGUCUGUAUGAAAUAAGAUAAUCGAUGCCACUAUGCCACAUAUUAUAUUGGUAAAGGUUUUAUAGUAUUUUCUUAUAAAUGUAGCCCUCGGAGCGAUUUUUUUUUAUCUUUUACAGACUACAUUGUAAUAGGGCCUACAAAUAUCUAACACAUUUUCCAAUGUAAUGUAAUAACCUACAUUGACCUACAUCCAUAGACAUUUCUACCAUGACCUACACACUUAGCGAUUAAAAAAGCAGUAUAAGGCCUAUAUUUCUUAUAAGGAUAUAAUGUUUACAGUAUGCAUGUGUACAGUUAUCGAUACAUUAUCAAACUUAACACAAUGACUUUGAUAUAGAAAUGCCAAGACAGAUUUUAACACCCAGUUCGCCCCUGAAUGGUACUUCUACCAGGUAUUACUGUUAUUGAACUGUAUUGACAUUAGACUGAGUUGUUGACAGGUUAUUACUGUGUUUCUGUGAUAAAUGAAAGCUGUAUUGAAAAAUGUAAAAGUAACCCCAAGUAAAUAUUAUAUGCUUUCUACCUUCUAAUUGGUAUGGCUUUGACUCAAAGCUGCCAUAUGGAAGAAUCUAUAAUUUUAAAAUGAACGCUAAUUAUUUAAAAUUUGAGAAGAUUUAGAAAAUCUGUUUGGAGCAUCAUCCAGAAUUUUCCUCUCAUCUUUUCUCUGUGAUGUGCUCCGUUUUUGGGCAUAGACACGAACUUUUUUUAGAGGACAGUUAGUGUAAGAGAGCCAACAAAGUGUAUGUCUUUGGAUAUAGUUUCAAUUAUCCAUCUUAUACUCUCUCGAACUCUUUCCAGAUUACCAGUGGCGUCUCACAGGGAAAGGGCUGAGUGCAGGGGUGCGCACUAGCUGACACCUGCCUGGAGAAUGACAUAAAAUAGAUAAAUUGAAGAAACACUCUACGUAUGUUUUAAUCAAUGAAUGCAGAUAGAUAGUUGUUGUUGUUUUGUUAAUAAAAGAAUUCUUUAAGGAAAUAUUUUCUUGAGAUUUUUUUUGAGGGGAAAGGCAUUUAUAGUAUAGCGAAAUAACAUAGAAGCUAAUUACACCUGUUGAAAACAACCCUAGUGACGCCUCUGGUGUAGUUUUUAAUGUAAUUAAAAACUAGCCUUAAAUAAUAAUUCGUUGGUAGUUGCCUCAUUGUUUUUUUUUAAACCAUUAUUUUAUGUUCUGGUGUCAAACGGUAAUGGUUUGUGUUCCUUCAUUAUAAGCGUCAUCAUCGUUGUAUUAUUCAUCGACACAUGAUCAAGCUACUUCAAUUGAAAAUAUUUCAUUAUUGUUGAUUAUGUAUAUUAAGCUCUUUUCACUGUCAAUUUAAAAAUAUUUUUGAUCUGCCUGCACUAAAGUUAGAUCAAUUCUAUAAUUACAUUCAUUACUUCUGGAUUCUUAAACCUUAAUAAAGCUUCAUAUAAUUGAGUGAUUUUGAA